Molecule: messenger RNA, 1416 nt
Organism: Cercospora beticola
Lineage: Eukaryota; Fungi; Ascomycota; Dothideomycetes; Mycosphaerellales; Mycosphaerellaceae
Product: hydroxymethylglutaryl-CoA lyase
Biological process (GO): ketone body biosynthetic process; L-leucine catabolic process
Molecular function (GO): hydroxymethylglutaryl-CoA lyase activity
Source: RefSeq, a predicted model, not a curated record
CACUCUUCGUCCCAUUCACCUGCUGCCGAACCUCCAUCAUGUCUCCGACGCCAUUGCGAUGUCUCGCGCAACAGCUCGGCAGCCAGAGCUCCAAACGCACCUUUGCAACAUCACGUCGAGCGCUGGCAGAUUAUGUGAGAAUAGUUGAAGUAGGUCCCAGAGAUGGGCUGCAGAACGAGAAGACUAGUAUUGCGCCCGAGACCAAGAUCGAACUGGUCCAUAGGCUGGCGAAGACAGGCUUAAGAACGAUCGAGGCCGGGUCAUUCGUGCAUCCAAAAUGGGUGCCACAGAUGGCAGCGUCCGACAAAGUCCUCUCCUCGAUCCUGUCAGCACCACCGCCAGGCGAUGUCACCUACCAGUGGCUGCUCCCCAACAUGAAGGGCUUAGACAACUACUUCAAAGUGAUGAAUACCUCAUCCUCAGCUCCUGACGGGUAUCCUACACCUCCACCAUCACCGACCAGUACCGACGACGGCCCUGCCUUGAACACGUCGAGCCAAGAUCCAAACGCUAUGCCAUCUGCGACCUCGGGAGUGGAGGCAAUGUCAAAAGCAAAGACUGGGGGCCAGAGGCACGAAGUUUCAAUAUUCAUGGCAGCGACCGAAUCUUUCUCUAAGAAGAAUACGAAUUGCAGUAUACAGGAGUCAUUGGAUCGAUUCGCUCCAUUGAUUGCGGAGAGCAGCAAGGCGGGCUAUCCCGUACGUGCAUAUAUCUCAGUCGCUUUGGGCUGUCCGUUCGAGGGACCCAAUGUAGAUCCGCAUCGCGUGGCAGAGUUGGCAGCCUCACUUCUUGAACUAGGAGCAGACGAGAUCAGCGUAGCAGAUACCACAGGCAUGGGAACAGCUCCUGCGACCAAGAAGCUGCUUCAGACUUUGAAAGAGGCGGGUGUACAAAACGAGGAUAUUGCGAUGCAUUUCCAUGACACGUUUGGACAAGCGCUCAUCAACACCAUGGUGUCGCUUGACCACGGCGUCAGGACUUUCGAUUCGGCAGUCGGUGGACUCGGUGGAUGCCCAUACAGUCCCGGAGCUACAGGUAAUGUAGCAACCGAGGAUCUCGUAUAUUGCCUACAUAGUCUUGGAGCGAAUACUGGGCUUGAUCUCGAAGAGUUGAGCAGGAUCGGAAGUUGGAUAACUGCUCAGAUUGGCAAAACGAAUAGUUCGAGCGCAGGGAGGGCAACUCUAGCGCGUCUAUCUCGAGAAGGGAACGCGUAAAGCGUACUAAUGCAACGUAUUACAUUUCAUACUGUUCCAGGUUCUGGUCGCGAUACUCCUGUGUAUCAUGCGUAUUAGGCGCGCGAGGUCACACGUUUGUUCGGGCUUGAUUGUCGAACGUGGUAAUCACGCGCCAACGAGAUCAGACCUCGCUGUGCAGACAUUGGUAAACACGAGAGGCUCUCGCUUCACCUUCAUUCUC